AUGGCAACCAUAGGACUGGGCGUAUUUGAGAAUGACGAGUGUGCAGAGGCAGUCAGGAUCGCGUUGCAGAAUGGGUACACCCAUAUCGACUCGGCCCGAUACUACCGCAACGAGGCACAGGUGGGAGAAGGAGUGAAGCAGGCAGGGAAAGACCGUUCGGAACUGUUCAUCACGUCGAAGGUCUACUGGACCGAGUACGUGGGUGAAACUGCCUUGGACAACACCACAUCCUCAGAGGCGUCCCAGCAAGCCGCAAGGAGGACUGUACGGAGCGCGGUGCAGGACUCCGUGGAGAAGCUGAAGCGUGGGCUUGGGGUAGACAAGGCAUACUACGAUUUGUACCUUCUGCACAGCCCGCACGGAGGAACGAAUGCAAGGCUCGGUGCAUACAUGGCCCUGUUGGAUGAGAAGCAAGAAGGGAGGAUCCGAGCGGCAGGCGUGUCGAACUUCUCUGACAAACACAUUCAAGAGAUCGUAGACGCGGGCCUGGAGAAGCCAGCGGUCAACCAGAUCGAGUUGCAUCCGUUUUGCCAACAGAGGCCUAUUGUGGAUUACUGCAAGAAGCACGAGAUCGUCAUACAGGCGUACAGCCCUCUAGUGCGCGGAGUUGCCAGUAAAUUCGACCACCAAGUGAUCCGAGACAUUGCGAGCAAGCUGGAGAAGACACCAGCACAAGUGCUCGUGAGGUGGUCCCUGCAGCACGGAUUUGUCCCGCUCCCAAAAUCAGCGAGAGAGAAGCGAAUCGUUGAGAACGCACAAGUAUACGGAUGGGAGAUUGUCGAUGAGGACAUGGCUGCUCUGGACGCGCUGGACGAGGGCGGGAAGGGCGCAGUCACUUGGAACCCUGUUGAUGUUGAGUAG
Molecule: messenger RNA, 861 nt
Organism: Coniophora puteana RWD-64-598 SS2
Lineage: Eukaryota; Fungi; Basidiomycota; Agaricomycetes; Boletales; Coniophoraceae
Product: Aldo keto reductase
Exons: 8
Coding region: 1-861 (286 amino acids)
Molecular function (GO): oxidoreductase activity
Source: RefSeq, a predicted model, not a curated record